Messenger RNA from Heterobasidion irregulare TC 32-1, 1834 nucleotides. RefSeq lists its product as uncharacterized. NCBI's taxonomy places the organism in Eukaryota, Fungi, Basidiomycota, Agaricomycetes, Russulales, Bondarzewiaceae. The record is from RefSeq and is a predicted model, not a curated record. Gene Ontology annotation, biological process: ribosome biogenesis. Gene Ontology annotation, cellular component: Noc4p-Nop14p complex; nucleolus; small-subunit processome. Bases 1 to 1794 code for a protein of 597 amino acids. The transcript has 8 exons.
AUGCCUCCUCCCUCCUCCCUCUCUCAACCCUCCAAACGCCGAAAAACAUCAGAAGAUGACACACUGACCGCUCUCCGCGCGCUGGAAACCAAGGUCACCGAUGCCGCGUCCUCCAACUCGUCUUUAAACCCCCUCGCCGACCUUCUAGAGCUCACUGUCAGCUAUGAGGAUCCACAGCUCACCCUGAAAGGGAUCUACGCGAUGUACCGCGUCUUCGUCAUUCUGAUCGACAGCGGGAGGCUCGGACCACAUAGCGAUGAGGAGGCCAAGGUCGUGCGCGAGUGGAUCUCGGACAAGCUGUCGGAAUUCAGUGACUUUCUGUUCGGCCUUUUGAAGGACGAGGAGAUGACGUUGCGGACAUCGUCACUGCAAAUCCUAUUCGCCUUACUGAAACACUUGUCGAGCUCAUUAAGCAAGUCGUCUGCCCAGCUCCAGUUCCAUGUCCCUUUCUUCAAAAAAAUCGUACAGGGCCUUCUCUUGUGCCCGUCAUCCUCUCGGCCAAAGGCUACGGGAAGCAAUGCGAGCAAUGCGAGUAAUAAGAUCCUAGACGCGCAAGUCAGAGACCUGCUCAUGGGGACAUGGUUUAACGUAUAUGACGACGUGCGAUGGUUCUUCUUACGAGAGGCUCAUCCUAUCCUUUUGGCCAACCCUCCUCAAAAACAUCCCCAUGUUCGCGAGAACGUACUUACCAUCCUCGAAAACCUUAAAUCUUUCCCCACCCAGCCAUCGGACCUCAAAGCCUGGUGGGUGACCGAGCUCGGUGCCAAACCUCAAAAAUCCAUAGGCGCAACAGCAGCCGAGGAUGAGUCUGACGAAGAACCUGAUGCAGAUGACUGGCGCGCGUUUUUCAACGAGCCCGACACGUCUUCCAAGUCCUCUGCAAAAUCGACCAUACCUUCGGUUCGCCUAAGCAAACUCACUGUUCACCAAUCCCUCCAUUCGCUUCCUUCGCAUCGUGCGGUGUUCACCCGUCUAUGGCUCACGCUGCUGCCCCAGCUCUCUGAUGGUGACUCUGAGAGCACGCUAUCUAUAAGAGCGUUGAACACGAUGCACCGGGGAGUCAUGCCGCAUCUUACUCGAGCCAUCAUGUUGAUGGACUGGGUGGGCGCGUGUGUGGAUUACGGAGGGGUUGCCGGUCUUCUUGCUUUGAAUACCUUGUUCAUUCUGAUGCAGGAGUAUAAUUUGGAUUAUCCAUCGUUUUACACCCGCUUGUACGCCUUCUUGGAUCGUGAUGUCCUCCAUCUCAAACACAGAGCCCGCUUCUUCCGAUUGGCAGACCUUUUCUUGAGUUCAUCACAUCUUCCUGCUACACUUUUAGCCUCGUUUGUCAAGCGCCUAUCCCGCCUUUCCUUGAACGCCCCACCAUCUAGCAUCGUCAUGAUGGUCCCUUUCACUUACAACGUACUGAAACGCCAUCCUGCUCUCAUGGUCAUGAUCCACCGUGACGAGGACGAGGGCUCCGAAUCCACAGAAGACCCUUUCUUACCCGAUGAAUCCAAUCCCAACCUGACCAACGCCCUCGAUUCGUCUCUGUGGGAGCUUUACUCCCACAAGCGUCAUUAUCACUCUGGAGUGUCGACAUUGGCCUGCAUUUUCGAAGAAGCAUUCACCAAGCCCAACUACCCACUCGAAGACUUCCUAGACCAUACUUACAGCACGCUUUUCGAAGCAGAAACCAAACGUCGUGUAAAGAAAGAGCCAGCCAUGGCUUUGGAAUUGCGCGGAGAUACGUUUGGCAGUUUGGACUCGGCUGCAGCGACAGACGCCAUAGCAUCUCUAUGGACAUUCUCGUAGACCGCUUGUAUCAACAAUCAAAAGCACCUUAGGCCCAUCC